CUUCCUUGAGCAGCCUGCUUAUCACUCCGUUCCCUUCACCAAGCUCCUCACUUCCCAAUAGUUGUGCGAGCAGCUACCAUCGUCGCUGGCGUCGUAGUCAAAAUACUAGUCUUGAAAAUGGAGUUUUCCCCAGAUGGUCAGUAGAGGAGAGCUUUAACAUGUCUGAUGAAAGCUGUAGUUCCAAUCCCUCCACUAUUCGAAAAAAGAAGAUUGCUAUUGGGGUUAUAUUUUCACUGUCAGAAGACGAGGAAGAGAAUAACAAGUUUCACGAGUUCUUCUUUGCUCAUUUUCCUCUCUUUGAGAGUCAUGUGAACAGACUGAAGUUUGCUAUUGAGCAGGCUAUGAAAAUGCGAAAUAGAAUUUCUGAGGCAAACCAGCGUGUUCUGGGUUACAGUAGGAUUGUAGAUGCUUUGAAUGAAUUCAGGACAGCGAUAUAUAAUCUUUACACCAUGCCAAGGAUUACAGAGCCUGUCUGGUUGACCAUGAUGUCUGGAACACCUGAAAAAAACCUGCUUUGCCAACAGUUUAUGAAGGAGUUGUCUUUACUGAUGGAACAAACAUCAAAGAAUCAGUUUCUACCAGCCCUGAUUACUGCUGUGCUCACAAAUCAUCUUGCCUGGGUCCCAACAGUAAUGCCAAAUGGUCAACCACCUAUAAAGAUUUUCUUGGAAAAACACUCCUCUCGUAGCGUGGAUAUGUUAUCAAAGUCAAACCCAUAUAACCCCCUUUGGGCCCAGCUUGUUGAUCUGCAUGGUGCAAUAGGUUCUCCAGUAAGAUUAGCCCGAACUGUGGUGAUCGGUAAACGACAGGAGUUGGUUCAGCGAUUGCUUCACUUCCUCACGUAUUUCAUUCGUUGCUCUGAGCUGCAGGAAACCCAGCUGGUGGUCGAGGGGGAUGGUGAUGCGGAAGUGAGCGAGUCAGUAAUGACCACGUCUCUGGAGAAAGGAGAGGUGGAAGAGUCAGAAUAUGUUGUGGUUACGCUUCACAGGAAUAAAAGUUCACUUUUUCCAACCAUAUUGCAAAACCAAAACUCUCUUUCGCGGGACAGUGCUGUGAGUUUGUAUCGGGAUGAGAAGUGCCCCCUUCAUGCUGCGAAAGAACAGCAUGAUGUUACCAGGCAGGAAGAAUCAAGUGAUACGUUUAUAAGAUGUCACAGGAACAUAUGGAAAGCCAACUGCAGUCCAAGUAGUUGUAGUACAAAUCUGACAACUCUUGGCAGAGAAGAUACCAUCAAGCAAUAUAAGGAAAGCAAAAACUACCUUCAGGAAGCCAAGACUGAAACACUGCUGUCUGUCAAAUCUGCAGCUGCAGGCCAAAGUCUUAUCAUAGAGCCUGUUGUCGAGAAACUGCCUCCUGAUAAGCAGUUGUCUACCUCAGUGCCCUGUAGUUCAAACCAUCUCCGAGGCAGUCCCAAUUCAAUACAAAAAGUCACCUUUCAGAUUGGCUACUCUCUGUCGCCUGACUCUGAUACAGAAGGCAAGAGAAAUGAGACUCAUGAGGCACUCAGGAAAGACAUUGAGGAGCUUAGAAAAAGAGCUCAGGUACAAGAGGUGUUGCCUGUAACUCUGGACCAAAACAAAAUUAAUAGGACAAAGGAUACAUCAUGCAAAUCAUACGAUUAUAAAUGGGAUUCUACACAUGAAGGAAGUAUGAGCAUGUUUGACGAAUAUUUUACUGAAGAUAAUUUAAUAGAAACAAAGACCAUCGAUGAUCUUCCCAAAGAGGAUCAGAAAGUUGGGCAACAAGAAAUUUCAGAAAUGGGACUUCAUAUUCAGAACAAUGAACAGCAACGUGACUUGAGUGGGAACAGUUGCUUGUGCACUUGUAAGAUAUAUGGAAUGGAUUUAGAUUCACACAUUCUUAGUUCUGCUGAGCAGGACUGCAGAGAAAAGGUCUCUGUUGAUGACCCCUGUGGGGAAGAAGACCAGAAAAAAGCACCUUUUGGUGUUGAGUGGGACAUCCCCCGAAAUGAGAGCUCAGACAGUGCCUUGGGUGACAGUGAAAAUGAGGAUGCGGCUCAUGAGUCAUCCAAACAUUGUUGCUACAGUACGGAGCAGGAUAGCUGGCUGGAACAGAUGGAGCUACCUUUCCCAAGGUCAAGUGUAAUUGAAAUCAGCCACAGCAAACCCAGUAUGGCAAAUUUUGGAAGGUCUCUUUUUGGUGGUUAUUGCCCUUAUUAUGUAUCUGACUUUGUUCUGCAUGGAACAGGCAGUGAUGAAAAGCUGAAGCAGUGUUUGGUAUCAGAUUUAACGCACGCUGUACAACAUCCGGUGUUGGAUGAACCUAUAUCAGAAGCUGUUUGCAUUAUCGCGGACUUGGAUAAGUGGACAGUGCAGGUUGCGAGUAGCCAGAGGAGAACCACAGACAGUAACAGACUUGGCAAAGAAGUACUUGUAUCCAGCUUAGUAUCUAACUUGCUUCAUUCCACGCUGCAGCUCUACAAACUAAAUCUUUCACCAAACUUUUGUAUAAUGCAUCUUGAAGAUCGGCUGCAGGAGCUGUAUUUCAAAAGCAAAAUGUUGUCAGAGUACCUUAAGGGCCAAAUGAGAGUACAUGUCAAGGAGUUGGGCAUGGUAUUAGGGUAAGGAGUUCUGAUGUUUGGAAUGACUAUUUGGAUUACUAUUCAGUAGUCUCAUCUCGGAGUGCAAGUCUAUGUGUGUGUUUCUGGAUGUCAUCUAAUUAAAGGAAUGAAUGGAUGUCCUUGUGAUGCCUUUCCUAAUUUAACAGCCUUCCAACAUUGCUGACAAGGAUCAUUAUAAAAUGUGUGUUUUAGUGAAGUUUUGGGGGUAUCUGGCCCUGGUGGCACUGAUGAAAGGUGAAAACAACUGCACGCAGAUAAAGGGAUAAUGAUGAAAGAAGUAUAAACAUUUUCCCCGGUGCAUUUCUUCUGUUUUGUUCUGAAGGCAAAGGACUAUAACUGGUCAGACUGCCUGGCAGUGAUUAAGGCACCUGAAACAACGAUAACAAACACAGCCCUGUUGACCCUGCAAAGUCCUCCUUUACACAUCUGGGAGCUCGUGCCAACAUUGGGAGGACUGCCUCCCAGAUGAGCCCAGCAACAGCCUGACAUAGUCAUAAUCACAGAAUCAUACCUUAUACACCAUAUCCCAGAUGACACCAUCAUUAUCCCUGGCUAUGUCCUGUCUCACGGCAGGAUAGACCCAGCGGAGGUAACAGCAAAGUGGUACACAGCAGGGAGGGAACUGCCCUCUGAGUCCUCAACACUGACUCCGGACGCCAUGAAGUCUUCGGGCAUCAGGUCAAAACUAAGCAAGGAAACCUUCUGAUUACCACAUACUGUCCCCUCUCGGCAAUGAAAUCAGUACUCCUUCUCCAUGUUGAACAACACCUGGAGGAAGCAUUGUGGGUGGCAAGGGCGCAUAAUGUACACUGCUUCAGGGCCUUCAGUGUCCACCACUAAGACUGGCUCGGCAGCA
This is a messenger RNA of Rhincodon typus (whale shark), 3437 nucleotides long. Its product is annotated as folliculin-interacting protein 1. The transcript has 9 exons. The annotation marks the transcript as partial. Gene Ontology annotation, molecular function: protein-folding chaperone binding; ATPase inhibitor activity. The record is from RefSeq and is a predicted model, not a curated record. Lineage: Eukaryota; Metazoa; Chordata; Chondrichthyes; Orectolobiformes; Rhincodontidae. Gene Ontology annotation, cellular component: cytoplasm.